Molecule: messenger RNA, 1608 nt
Organism: Funneliformis mosseae
Lineage: Eukaryota; Fungi; Glomeromycota; Glomeromycetes; Glomerales; Glomeraceae
Source: the annotation of a GenBank genome assembly
AUGAGAGAAUCCAACUUUUCUUUUCCCUCACAAAACCGUGCCUCCGUCUGCAUUACUUCUGCUCUUUAUGACAGAAGAGCGCUUGACUGCACGGCCAUCUUACCAUUAAUUAACUCCCUGACACAUCUUACCUACUUAACAAGUACUUCUCCACGCAUCCGAGAGAUUCUCACGAUGGAUGGAGGGUUGGAACGCUUGGUUCGUAUCCUUAAAACUACCAAAGUGAACGAUAAAAGAAGCGGUUGGAAAUGGUCUAUGGCAUUUCAAUGUGUUGCUAACGUUGGAGUACGGGGUUCUGAGACAAUUAGAACUAGAGUUGUGGAUGCUGGUAUGGUACCGGUUAUUAUAACCGUAUUGGACAAUUUUUUAAAGGCUCUUGAUCAUCAUCCGCCGCUGAUCACAACAACCACACCACCUCCCCCUGCAAUCCCUCUUGCAGCAGCUUUCGUUGGAGCUUUAGAAAAUGGUAACGCGUUGAAUAUUAUUCAGAUGUCUGAAGAGUCUGAACAACUUUUAACUUCUUAUCCUCACUCACCUAAUUCAACAACAUCCAUUUUCCCUUCUUCUGAUUACCAAAAUGAAACCUCUGAUAUUUCAUCAAAUAUGCAUGGUAUUACGCCAUCGAAUACAGCUGCUGCUUCUACGAACAGGUUUCUAACAAAUGUCACAACACCUUAUGAUAUAAGGUCGUCUGAUGAUGCAAGAUCGGAUGUUGCAUCUUGGGGUUCGGUUGCAGACAAUGAAGAAACCACAAUGCCACAACUUCCACAAGCAAUUACAGGCACAGCUGGAACAAAUAUAACUCCAAGCCUACGACCUUCACAACUACCGAAUAACAACCCAACAAACCUCGCUUCGCAAUCAUCAACAACUUUGGAAAUUGACGUUCUGUAUCGUGAAGAAGAUAUUCUUUUGUCCCUUCAACUACUAGCCUACCUUUCAAAGUAUCCUCAUUUACGAGCUACUUUUCACACAGCUUAUCCGCCCCAUAACGUAUUCUCUCUUGUAGAAAAAUUCACUCAUCGCCUCCAUCCUGCAGAGAUCCAAUAUUGGGCUGGUGUUAUCAUGCGCAAUGCUUGUCGUAAGGAUGAAGCUCGCGGUGGAAUCCGUCAAUGUGCUUAUAUGGCUUGUGGUAAAUGGGAAAGUUAUCCAAGAGAAUUUGCAAAAUGUCGGAGAUGCCGUAAAGCUAAAUAUUGCUCUAAAGCAUGUCAAUCAAAGGCUUGGAGCGAAGGACAUAGGUGGUGGUGUAUGGAACGACUAAGUCAUGCGGACGCAGAUACAUCUGGCAACGGUCAUUCAACUUCUAGUAUGGAACGACAUAGAUCUGCGGAUGCAGAUACAUCUGGGAACGGUCAGUCAUCUUCUAGCAUGGAUACAGAUCCACCUGCAAAUGGUCAGCCAACUUCUAUCAUGGAACGGCAUAGACAUGCGGAUACAAAUACUUCUAAUUCAACUUCAUCUACAAAUUCGAGCGGACACCGUUCUCGUUCAUCUCGUUCAACAAAUUCCACAGGCAAUUCAAGGUCAACAACAAAUCGCGAAGCAACGACGGUAACAACUGGUACAACAUCUCACGGCCGUGAUUCUGGAUCAGUUUUAGUAUCGUGA